UUACUACAAAUAGAAGUUGAUAAAAACAUUGGUGGACGAACACUGAAUAAAGACUUUUUGGUAGAUUUUGGUCAAGAGCCUGGUGGUCCAGUACUAGCUCACGAGAUACGUUAUCCUGGUGGUAAUUGCACUUCCGAUAUUUUGCUUCAUAAAACAGCAUCCCACAAACUUUAUCUACGUUGA
Molecule: messenger RNA, 183 nt
Organism: Lottia gigantea (owl limpet)
Lineage: Eukaryota; Metazoa; Mollusca; Gastropoda; Lottiidae
Exons: 1
Molecular function (GO): selenium binding
Source: RefSeq, a predicted model, not a curated record